GACCAUUGAAUGAAUACUAUACAAGCCUCCUUUAUUCUCCCUGUUGUAUUCAUCUAACAGCUCACUGGUUAAGUUUUAAUUGCUUCCAAUGAGGUCAGCAAAGGUAUUUAUCGAAAAGCCCUGAAUAAAAGGCUCCACACACAUACACAGGAGCACACACGCACUCACACACACAGAGAAAAUCCUCCUGCCUGUUGAUUUAUGGAAACAAUUAUGAUUCUGCUGGAGAACUUCUCAGCUGAGAAGUAGUUUGUAGCUACAGUAGAGAGGCUCAAGUUGCACCAGGCAGACAACAGACAUGGAAUUCUUGUGCAUCCAGCUGUUAUCAACAGAACAAAAGUCAAAUAGCAAACAGCGUCACAGCAACUGAGCUCACCACAGCCUGCUUUUACAAGGAUAUCCCAGCAGAGUAAAGGAGGGACCCUGGGUUGCUGUUAUCAGGAACUGAAAGGAUAAAGCUAACAAUUUGGAAAGAGCAACUAUUCUUCCUUAAAUCAAUCUACAAUUCACAGAUAGGAAGAGGUCAAUGACCUAGGAGCAACAAUCACUCAAGCUUUAAUUUUCAGUAUGUUAUUCAUGAACACUCGGAGCACUACACUAUAAUGCGCAAAUGGAUACUGACAUGGAUCCUGCCAACUUUGCUCUACAGCUCAUGCUUUCACAUUAUCUGUCUAGUGGGCACUAUAUCUUUAGCUUGCAAUGACAUGACUUCAGAGCAAAUGGCUACAAAUGUGAACUGUUCCAGCCCUGAGCGACACACAAGAAGUUAUGAUUACAUGGAAGGAGGGGAUAUAAGAGUGAGAAGACUCUUCUGUCGAACACAGUGGUAUCUGAGAAUUGAUAAAAGAGGCAAAGUCAAAGGGACCCAAGAGAUGAAGAACAAUUACAAUAUCAUGGAAAUCAGGACAGUGGAGGUUGGAAUUGUGGCAAUCAAAGGGGUGGAGAGUGAAUAUUUUCUUGCAAUGAACAAGGAAGGGAAACUCUAUGCAAAGAAAGAAUGCAAUGAAGAUUGCAACUUCAAAGAAUUAAUUCUGGAAAACCAUUACAACACAUAUGCAUCAGCUAAAUGGACACACAGUGGAGGAGAAAUGUUUGUUGCCUUAAAUCAGAAGGGGGUUCCUGUAAGAGGGAGAAAAACAAAGAAAGAACAAAAAACAGCUCACUUUCUUCCUAUGGCAAUAACCUAAUUGUAUAUGGUAUAUAAGAAACCAGUUCCAGCAGGGAGAUUUCUUUAAGUGGACUGUUUUCUUUUUUCUUCUCUUCUUUCCUUUCCUUUUCUCUUUCUUUUUUUUUUUUAAAUAACCAAGAAAGGCUGGAAAACUACUGAAAAACUGAUCAAGCUGGACUUGCGCAUUUAUGUUUAUUUUAAGAGACUGCAUUAAAGAAAGAUUUGAAAAAUAAACACAAAAAUCAGAUUUAGUAACUAAAAGUUGUAAAAAAUUGUAAAACUGGUUGUACAAUCAUGAUGUUAGUAAUAGUAAUGUUUUUUCUUAAAUUAAUUUACCCUUAAGAGUAUGUUAGAUUUGAUUAUCUGAUAAUGAUUAUUUAAAUAUUCCUAUCUGCUUAUUAAAUGGCUGCUAUAAUAAUAAUAAUGCAGAUGAUGUUAUAUAAGAUGUGUCAGACCCGAAGGCUGCUGGAAUGACUUGUCAGAUAAUCAAGCCAAUGCUAACUAUGGAAGAUGAGCAGUAUUUGAAAUGCUUUCUAGUAAAAAGUCAUAAUUCAUUCAAACACUGAUCAGAAAAGAAGAAAUAUUCUCUCAAAAAUUCUAUUAUGAAAUUAAAUCAAAUAGGUAGUUUUAUAAAAGUAUAUGAUUAGAACAUUUUUGUGCUUAUUAACAGAAACAAAAUUUGUAAUGCUGCUCAAAUUGAAAGGGUAUUGCUACAAGGGUAUUUUCAAAAAUCUUGUGUAUAAAUAGCAAUAAUGAUGAUAAUACUGUACUUCAUCUCACUUGCCACAAAAUAACAUUUUAUAAUCCCUAAAAGUUAAAAUUCAAGUAAUAUAAUCUAUCUUUUGUAUAAUUCAUAUUCAGGAAUAUGGCUUUUAAUAAUGUUUUCCCCACAAAUAAUCAUGCUUUUUCGGUGGUUAUAGCAUUAAACUCUAUUUUAAGUUGUAUAUGAACUUUAUUGUUUUGUUAAGUUUAUGUUAUUUAUAAAAAACAACCUUAAUAAGCUGUAUCUGUUUCAUAUGCUUUUAAUUCUAAAGCAAUAACAAAACAGGCUGGCUCAACUGCAAUUUCCCCUCCUCCUCGUGACCAGCACUAAGUCCAGUACACAACACAUGGGCCAGCAAAUCCUGGAUGACAGACAAAAAUGACAGCCUGCAGCAAUUCUUACAAUAGAUGUCUCACAGGGAACAAUGCAAAAAUGUGAAAUAUGUUUUGCCACAUACUCUUGUCAAUUAGAAUUGAAUCAUGUAAGUUAAAAGAACUUACAGAAUUUAAAGUUAGACUACAUUUGAGUUUAUCAGUUGUACCAUAUUUUAAAAACAUGCAUAUUUCAAGUUAGUAUAAUUUUUCUAAUCUCUAGAAAUCUUGACAUUCAGAGUAUGGCAGCAUCAAAAGUUGCUUCCCUGUUAGAUUGUGCAAGAGCACAAUGCCCAAAACAGGGUCUUGAAGCCCUCAAUAUCAAAACAGCUAUAGAUAAUGUACUUAUCAGAAAAAUAAAUUUACACAUAACUUCCAUUGGCAGAUUUUGGUAGCGCUUUAUAUAUUCAUUAAUAGGAGGUCAACAAUUGAUACAAAUUAUACUAUUGAUAUGCUCACCAUGAUGGUUUUAAAUUUAAAAUACUUGUCAUUCAAUAUCCUUUGUUUUAUAUAAAUAUUACUUGGUAAUGCAUUCAUAGAAGAGAGUUACAUGAAAUGGCUAAAUGAAUAGAAAUGACAGAUUCCAUUGAUUUUCUUGUAGCUCACCUACAUGACCAGGCUGCAAGAAGCUAGAAAGAACCACUCUUUCUCAGACAUACUCUGGGGAGGUGCCAUGAUAUUUUCACUGUCAUCUGACUCAAGGACUUUACUAGCAUAGGUUCCCGGAUCAGGCUUCUGUGAAUGGAGCCUUGUGAAUGUGUGAGGGCAGAAGAGGACCUGUGUAUUUUAUAUUUAUCUCCUUAGUACCUAGCAGAAUGUCUGUCCAUAAUCAAUUUAUAUAUAGAUUGAAUUACUGUUCCAGUAUCAAAGAAAAUUCAUAAUUAGAUGAAUUUUACUUCAUUUUUAUUUU
Phyllostomus discolor (pale spear-nosed bat) is the source of this 3212-nucleotide messenger RNA. RefSeq names its product fibroblast growth factor 7 (gene FGF7). Lineage: Eukaryota; Metazoa; Chordata; Mammalia; Chiroptera; Phyllostomidae. Gene Ontology annotation, molecular function: growth factor activity; type 2 fibroblast growth factor receptor binding. The transcript is spliced from 4 exons. Gene Ontology annotation, biological process: animal organ morphogenesis; lung development; regulation of cell migration. The record is from RefSeq and is a predicted model, not a curated record. Gene Ontology annotation, cellular component: cytoplasm. Bases 603 to 1187 code for a protein of 194 amino acids.